CUCGCAUUAAAUGAAAUAGCGUUCAUAUGUAUACGCUUCAACUAGCGACAAAUUAAUGAUCGCUUAUUUGAUGGAAUGAACGAAUAAUUGGCACGAAAGUGUGAACGGGCAGUCGACAGUCGGCUGAAAAGAAAGGUGAACGAGUCGAAGAGAAAAUCUUUGCCGUUUGUCAUUUAGCUCUGAUCAUUUUAAGUUGAUUAUUUCGAGGAAAUUUUAUUGGGCGAGAUCACUGCCAUAUAUUUACAAAAUAACUUGUUGAUGUGCAAUUAAAUAUCGUUGGAAAAUUUAUUAAUGCAAAAAAAAGGCGCAAAAAACAUGUACUCGAAGAAAAACAAUGUUUGAUUCGAAAGAUGUUGAUGGUUAUAAUCGUCGGCGUUUAAAAUGGUGAUUGAACGAUCACUGCAAAAGCAGGAAAGUGUCAAGUGCCAAUAAACAAACGAACGAGAUAUAUGUGAACUGGGAAUUUGUUAGCUUACAAAUUUACAUCAAUAACUAAAAAAAAAAGAAACACAAACAAUUCACCUUAAGCGAGAAGAACUAUAGAAAGUAUACUAUAAUAAAAGGUAUAAAAAGCCGAAAGUGGUCGGCCUACCUUUGCGACUUCUGACACAAAAUGAACUCGAUCGUAAUCGGCAAAAACGCUUUAAUUCAGUUGGAAAAUUUUGUAAUUGCGUGGAAGCGAUUUCAAAGAGUGCAGCCAUUUCUAAUAAAUAUUCAGAAAACCAGCCGAAUCAAGCAAGGUACCCAGGCUUGGAAAGUUGUAAAGCUUUCUUCUAAUGUCACCCCUGGUGCAGCGCAACUAUCUGCAACAGUGACAAGUGGCGGUGUUUUGAAAAUAAGUAAACAAUUCGUGGCAAAGUCUUAUGUCCCCCCACUAAAUGUAGCGGCGUUUGCAAACUUUGUCAAACUCAUCUAUUUUCAACAUUAACCUAUUACAAAUAAACUUGACUUUUCAUUGCAAAAUUUAUAACAAUUGUAACAGCAAAUAAGCUAACCCAUCUAUACCUAUACCAAGUGAAAAAGUGCGUAUAAUAAUACGCGUAUAAGGCUAUUCAAUACCAAAACAAGAAGCAUAACAACGACGUCUGAAUGAUGGCAGAUCAUAUGGAUGAACCUCCGCAAAAGCGGACUAAAAUGGAUCCGACGGACUACGUCUCCGUUUUAGAAGAUGAUCUGCCAGAUGAACUUGUUACUGGUAACAGCAAUUGGCCAGAUCCUCUUAGCAGUGGUGGAGGACCUGGCGGUCCAGGAUCUGGCCUUGGUGUCAAUGUGGUUGGCGGUCCUAAUAAACCACCUGCACAAGGCCCUGGGCCAGGUGGACCGCAAAUUAAUGGUGGCGGCGAAGAUUCCACUGGUGUGGGCGGCAAUCAAGUCGGCGGUAAUCCUUUACGUCAAAUGCAACAUCAUCAACAUCUGCAACAAUUAUUGCAGCAACAAGGUAACAAGAACAUGGGUAUGAUAGGUAAUCCUAUGGGCGGAGCUGGAAUGAACCAAUUGGGUAGUAAAUCACCUAACUUGCAAUCACCAAACGCAGCUGGCAUGCAAGUAGUUGGUGGUCAAAUGGGCAUGGUCAAUUCGAUGGCGAUGUCUAUUUCUAAUAAUGGCGCUCAAGGAAUGAAUACGAUGCCCGGCAUGAAUACAAUUGCUCAAGGCAAUAUUGGAGGUAUGGUGAUCACCAAUAGUAAUUUGGGUGGUCUUGGUGGCAAUGCGGGAAUGGUGAACACAUUGAAACAACAAAUAGGCGCUGGAGCUGGCGGUAUGAUGAGCGCAGGGCCAGGCGGUGUGGGACCUGUUGGAAAUAUGGGUCCGGUCGGUGGUCCUAACCAAGGAAUGCAUUUAGGUGGCGGACCCGGUCAUCCGCAGGGUCUACAAAAUGGACCGAUGAUGGGCAGAAUGGUCGGACAACAUAUGUUACGUGGUCCCAGUCCACAUUUAAUGGCUGCUAAUGGACCUGGCGUUGGUCCAGGAGGUGGUCCUCGAAUGCAAAAUCCAAAUAUACAAAUGGGUAAGUUUUCUUUUCUAUAUAAUGUAAAUCAUGCAAGUUUUAAACAUAUGUAGUACAUUCAGCGCACA
Molecule: messenger RNA, 2073 nt
Organism: Rhagoletis pomonella (apple maggot)
Lineage: Eukaryota; Metazoa; Arthropoda; Insecta; Diptera; Tephritidae
Product: mediator of RNA polymerase II transcription subunit 15-like
Exons: 5
Coding region: 1090-2058 (322 amino acids)
Source: RefSeq, a predicted model, not a curated record